ACAAAGGGAGAAGACACGGCUUGGGAGCUCGGGCUAGCUAGCUGUACACACACAAACAAACCACACUCACUGCCUGCAAGGGAGCAGCUCAUCAGCUCAGACCUUGCAGCAGCUUGCAAAAGGCCUAUAUAUAUUCACGCACCCUUCUUCCAGCUCCAGCUACCUACCAUUCAAAGCUCAUCGCAACCACCUAGCUCCUGGCACGUUGUGAGUGUGAGUGGCCAUUUCAAGAACAGGAUAAGCUGUUCGUUUCAUCCUUGGAGGGAUCGGAGAGGCCGGCCUUGUUGACAUCAGGUGAUAGGAUUCGAUCACAGAGCUCGAUUCAGAGGGGUUUCUGUUUCAGACCAUGGGAGGCACCCUGGAGUACUUGUCCGACCUGCUCGGUGGCGGCGGCGGCAGCCGGCGGCGGUACAAGAAGAGGAAGCAGUUCCAGACGGUGGAGCUGAGGGUGCGCAUGGACUGCGACGGCUGCGAGAUGAAAGUCAGGAACGCCCUCUCCAGCAUGAAAGGGGUGCAGUCGGUGGAGAUCAACCGGAAGCAGUACAAGGUGACGGUGCAGGGGUACGUGGAGCCGCACAAGGUGGUGAAGCGCGUGCAGGCCACGGGGAAGAAGGCCGAGAUCUGGCCGUACGUGCCCUACAGCCACGUGGCCCACCCCUACGCCGCGCCGGCCUACGAUAAGAAGGCGCCGCCGGGGUACGUGCGCCGGGUCGACGCCGUCAUGCCCGUCUCCAGCUACGGCGGCCCCACGGCGGCCGGGCCGCAGGAGGAGCGGCUCGUCACCAUGUUCAGCGACGACAACCCCAACGCCUGCUCCAUCAUGUGAUCAUCAGAUCAGCUUUUGUACUAGGAAACUGUGGAUGUGAAAAGUAAUGCGCGCUGCGAUGAUGUUCGUGUUCGUGGUGUGGUGACACACUAUAAUUGUUUGUGUAAAUUAAUAUAUAGAAGAAGUUUGAGAAGAAAAAUCCCAAGGUUGGAUCGUCUCUUUCCUGCA
This is a messenger RNA of Panicum virgatum (switchgrass), 994 nucleotides long. RefSeq names its product heavy metal-associated isoprenylated plant protein 23-like. Gene Ontology annotation, molecular function: metal ion binding. The transcript is spliced from 2 exons. The record is from RefSeq and is a predicted model, not a curated record. Bases 347 to 826 code for a protein of 159 amino acids. Lineage: Eukaryota; Viridiplantae; Streptophyta; Magnoliopsida; Poales; Poaceae.